Haplochromis burtoni (Burton's mouthbrooder) is the source of this 10711-nucleotide messenger RNA. RefSeq names its product discs, large (Drosophila) homolog-associated protein 4b (gene dlgap4b). Gene Ontology annotation, cellular component: glutamatergic synapse; postsynaptic specialization. The record is from RefSeq and is a predicted model, not a curated record. The transcript has 12 exons. Lineage: Eukaryota; Metazoa; Chordata; Actinopteri; Cichliformes; Cichlidae. Bases 5458 to 8898 code for a protein of 1146 amino acids. Gene Ontology annotation, biological process: signaling. Gene Ontology annotation, molecular function: molecular adaptor activity.
ACACACACACACAAAGCUGCCCCCUGUCUUUCAGGGCAGUGCUGUAAGCCUAUGGAGCAGAUGGGCUCAGGGCUGACUGACUGAGCUGUGCUCUGACAAACUGCCUCUCUGGAUAUUGUUGCUCAGAUGAGGGGAUGAUUUCCUUUCCACAGUGGCUCAUCGAAAAUUGUCCACCCACAGACUUGCCAAUCUAGAAACUGGCAACUAGUCUAAAAAUUUGAAUACUUGUGCUACAGCUAAAACUUUUUUAAUACAGAGUUUAGCAACGGUCUUAAUAUUUCCUCGAUUCUUGGGUUUGCUAAUUAAUACACUGGGAAUAGGAAUUCUCGCUAUGUAUUAAAUCAGGGCCCACAUUUAAAUUUGGAACUAGUUUUGUGCCAAGAACUAUGCAAAUUGAGUAAUAUUAAUUAUAAUAGGAAUUACUGAAAUUUGUAUUUAGGGUUUUUUCACUGUCAGUCAGUUUCAUGUCAAUGUCAGUGCACAGGCUUGUGCUUUUAUAUAUUUUUAUAUUUGUAUAUGAAAAAUACAUUAAUGUCCUAGACAUUAUACAUUUACUUGCAUUUUUCUGUUUUAUAGUGCUAUUUUACUCUUACCCACACAUUCCACGUGUAAUCCGUAUUAUAUUUCUGAGUUUACUAGUUUAUGUCUUAUUUUCUACAUACUGAGAAAGUAUAAUUGUCUUAAAGAUAAAAUCUUGAGCUCAAGCAUAAAAACUAUUGUCAUUGUUUCAGAUGUCUGAGUUGUUGUUUUCAUCUUCAUUUAAAUCAUCAUUUGAAGUCUAAACAAUUUGAAUUUAAAACCCACGAUUCCAUGAAUGAAAAGCACAAAAUAUAACUCGACCGGCAUAUUGGCCAAUUUUUAGCUAUUUGCCAAUGAAUCUGUAUCAGGAUCAUUAAGAGAUAACGAAUAAAAAUUAAGAAAGUAAAGGAGAGACAGGAGAAGCACACUCUGACCCCAUUAUGAGUGUUGAUGUUGUUUAGUUUGUCCUCCAAGUAGUGAAGCAGAGGCAGUGAAGGUGCAUGACUUUAAAUGGCAGGGGUCAACCACAGUGCACAAGAGAGGUGAAGAAGACAGCCAGGGUACAGGGGUUAAAAAUCAGUGUGAGUGGUUAUUUGUUGACAGAAGGAUGGCAAUGGCAGUGACGACUUUAUUUAUAUAUCAGAUUUUGUUAUACUUAAACUACUUGUACUUAAACCCACCUCUUAAUACAGAAGAUAAAAACAUAAACACAUAAGUAGGUUUACAGUGUAUUAAGGAUAGCAGCAAGAGUGAAAGGGACGGUUUAGUGAGACCUGCUGUGAUGUUUGGUACAGAGACACUGCUGCUGACAAAAAGACUGGUGGCCAAGCUGGAGGUGGAAGAGCUGAAGAUAUUAAGAUUUUCAUUGGGAGUGACCAAGAUGGACAAGAUUAGAAAUGAGUGUAUCAGAGGGACAGUUCAGUUGGAGCAAUUUGGAGACAGACAGGCAAAGUUGAGAUAGUUCCAACCUGGGAAAAGGACGGAUAGUGGAUAUAUCAAAGAAAGCAUGUUGAAGAUGGAACAGGAGGACAUGCAGAGGGUUGGUGUCAGAGAGGAUGCUAGGAAUAGGGCAGGUUGGAGGCAGAUGAUCCGCUGUGGCGACACCUAAUGAAGAAGCAGAAAAAGAAGUUAACACUUCCUGAAUCAGAAGAAUCCAAGCUGAAGUACAGUAGGUUCCUGAAAUUAUCCAACCAGUCCUUCAUCUGUCUAUCCAUCCAUUCUCUUACACUUAUCCGAUUCAGGGUUAUUGGGGGGCUGGAGCCUAUCCUAGCUACCACAGGGUGAGAGCUGGGGUACACCCUAAGCAGGUCUGCCAUAGUGUUUAAUUGUGAAUUUAUCUUUAUUUGAAAUCCACACACAUUGUCCGGAAUCACACUGACACAUUAAAAAUCUGCAACAGAUAAAUUAUUCUGUUAGCUCUGACUUGAACAAGUGAAUUGUCAGGAUAAAUACUUCCACAUGCUGUAUAAAAACAUCAAAAAAUAAUGGAACUCGGCAGAAACACCAGUACAGCUUGUGUUGAGUGUGUCGCCCUCUUCUGGUUGACACCGUGAAUUGCCUGUAGCCCUGACAUUGUGAUGGCUGAGAAACUGAGUAAGGUCAUGAAUUGGACACAAUGCCAAACACUCCUUCUCCCAUUGGAAGAGCAGAUGGCAGCUCCCCAGUGCACAAGGCAGGGAGAUGCCACCACCAGACGCUCAAGGGUGUAGAAGCACACACGAGCACAAGCGCAUUAACAUUCUUGGUAUUCAUGCAUUUGUGUGCGCACCAGUAGUAUACACUCGGAGCACACAAAUGCAUGAAUACCAAGAACGCACACACGCGGACUCGUGUCUAGGACCCAGCUAACAGAGGCUUGACCUAAAUUCCUUAAUUUCCCAUGUCUGAGGGUUGAAUUGUCUCUUCGCCUUUCUGUCACACAGUGAAGUAAAGUUGUGGCAGGUUUGCAUCAUAAGCACUCACAUCACUGGUUAUAUGUCACGUAUAUACAUUAUCUGCCAAGCUUUAUUUUGUUUAAUGACAGUCAUAGUAACAUGCAGUGUCUACCAGUCCCAUUGAGUCAUGAUGGUGAACUCAAGGCACCACGUUACCCAAUGUUUCCAUGUAAAUCUAACUAUAAUAUCUACUUUUCCACUGUAGCACAGAAUGAACUAUAGCUUGAACUUGAAUGAUUAAUGUCAUUAUAAAGUAUAAGCCUCUGUGACAUGCACUGGUAAGCAUCUCUAUUUAAACCAAGCCUUCUAAUAAUAAACACUUCAUUAGCACUUUUGUUAAAUACGGAUGCACUGCAAUGAUCGUCUGCUCAAAACAUACAGGAAAUGUCAAUUAGCAGACAAAUUUGCUGUGUGUAUUUCACCACAUAUCCUCGAUUAGAGUGCUUGAGAUCCUGGGCAUUUAGGCACACAGAUUUGUCACGUUGCCUCCAAUACAUAAUAAUAAUGCGGCUAUCAGUGUCAGUUUGAGCCAUAUUGGUUGACACACUGAGGAGGGUAUGCUAAGCUUAGCUGAGUGGCAUGUCACGGCAGGAUAUGAGUUAGCUAAUGUGGUGUAAAAGGAUUUAGAGGAUUUGACCCUAUCAGCGGAGAUGGCACUCAGAAAGGCUCUGUUAAUGACACUAAAUGAGUCUGUGCCUGGAGCAUGCUAAUAAUGGUGGAAAUAAAGCCAGUUCAUAAUUUAUAUGGAGAUUUUUUUUGUUGCAAUUUCUUUUUGGCAAAUGGUUAAUUGCAAAAAGUGUGUCAACGUGGUGCAUACUUUUAAAGGUGAAGUAACACCAAAUGUUUCGGUGCCUUCUCUGAAACAAUGAAUUGUAAUCAACUCAAAUUGCCCUUCAAAUGAGGUGUAAUUUUUAGGUGAGCUGCUUUGUCAUCACUUAUUGCCUGUCUCACACUGCACUGUGCCAUUAUCUGAUUUUGAUGCAUGUUUGUAGCUCUCCUAAGGUGAUAAUAGAGAUUUAUAGCAAAUAUCUCCUCGCCAUUUCUCCAAAGAAACUGUCUGAUUGAUAGAAACAGAGAAGAAGAAAUGUCUGUUUCUGGUCUGGUGGUUGAUUUCCAAUUUGACUUUCAAAUUUUAUGAAUAGGGAAGUGGUAUAAAAAGCCAUUAACUGCUAGGCUGACAAUUCACAUUAGCUUUCUCAAUAUGGAAACUGUGAAUGAUGAAAAUUAAAGAGCAAUGUUAUUUUGACGAUUGUUUUUUAUGGAAUGUGAGUACCUGACUAAAAUUCAAAUGAGGGAGUGAUGGUUUUUAUCUGGCCCGAACCCAAAACCUCCGUAGCAAACAGCAGUCUGCGUUUGUGCAGAGCGACUGUAAGUUAAUACAUUUUCAGGGAACUGUUGUUGUCCUGCAGAGCUGACUUUGUCUGAACGUAAUUAAGAUUAAAUGUACUGUGCUGAAUAUAAGAUUAAGUUUUAACAGUAUUAUUAGUUUUCCUUGCAUCUGCUUCGGAGGUAGUCUCUAACAUUAAGACAUCCAUAUUUUAUCCCAGUUUACCUCCAGUUUACAGCGUGAUAUCAUAAUAUACUAACAGUAUUUAUUGAAAAUGGCAAUUAAUUCAGUAGAAAUGUACGUGUUUAUUAGCUGUCUGCCAAAAUGUACAAAGAAUUAUUCCAGUUAUUAAUUCACUCGACUGCACCAGCAGAGAUAAGGAAGCAGCAUGCUUUAAAAAGCUGAAAUGUAAUGUACUUACAGAUGUAUUUACAGAUGCUCGGUGGGCUUGUUUACUAUUCUUUUGGCUUAAAAAGUUAGCAGAAAUUGAGUAAUAAUAAUUACACUAUUCAGCUAUUAAUAACUACAUAUCCACACAGGAUAACAAGCCUAAUACCUGUCACUAUCACCUUUGCAUGAUAUCCCUCCAUUAUAAUCGUUCAUGGUCCAUGACGAGAAGCGCCAUUCUUGCUGCCCUGCCGGGCAGGGCAUUGGCACAGCUUGACUAGGAGGACAAGAAGUUGUAGCUGCCAACUCCUGCCGCCCACCGCCCACUGGUCAAAUCCUCUUUUACUGGUUUCACUAUGACACUCUGCCCGCCAUCCUUGGCUCACCAUGCAAAGCUAGGACAGGAGCUUCAUCACUCAUGCCAGGGAUACCCACUGGAGGUGGGAAGUGGAGAGAGAAGUGACAGUGGAGGAGGAGAGGGAAAGAGAAACAGAUGGAAUAAGAGAGAAUGAUACAAGCUGAAAGAAAGGGCUUUUACAGAGAUUUGGCCAUUGUGUAUCACAACUUACCUGGAGGAGAUACAGUGAGUCAGCCAGAGACAGCAGGUAGUGUUGUUAACUAUAAUUUUUUAAACUGCCUUAAGUGUGUAAUAUUAUGUUUUGGAUUUUUUUUAUUAUUAUUAUUAAAGGAAAGGCCACAAAAUCAAAUCUUCUCAUGUGUGCAUUUGUUUGUGGGUGCUCAUGAAAGGAAAUGUUUGUGCAAUGAUGAUUGACCUUUUUUUUCUGAAUGUGAUUAGGCAGAAAAAGGAGAUAUUUGUUCGCUGGCAGCUGCAAAGACCCACAUAAAUGCAGAGGCGUCUCGAGGAACUCAGCGCUGUCAGCAGUUUUUCUCCUACUGAUAAUCUAUGCCCUGACCCACAAGCUACUGCGCGCCUUUGUUUAACAUGUUGUUUUUCUAUCCAUUUCUAGCAUUUUAACACAGAUGUUCACUGUGGGAGACAGUGGGAAGCUGGCUCAUUCACUGUACAGACAAAAAAAUGCCUUCCAGCUACUCUGUUUUAGUCUGGUUUAGCACAGAAGUGGGCGUAUUUGUGUGGCCAAGCUGAUAUGGAUGGCUGAGUUUGAGUGUUUGUGUUAUGUGUUUUGUAUAGUGCUGUAUUAAUCAGCUCUUAAACCUUUUUCCUUCUGUCUUUUUUGUUGGGUUGUUUGUCUCUCUUUUUUAGGAAAUAUCUUCAAAAGAAUUUCUCUUCUGGCCUGGAGGUCUUCUAGAGGGUUGGACCUCCUCGCCAUCAUGAAAGGCUUAGGGACCAACCGCAGCAGACACCUGUCUGAUUCCUGCGACACUUCUGCAGACCAUUCAGAGGCCCUCUUUUCUCAUAAGACCACCACACUUCCUCGCAGCCCUUACUUGCUGAGUCCCACAAUGGACCACUAUGGUACCAUGGACCCCCACCUUUACUCUUCAGCCAACCCAAGCUCCCUUCCACCAGAAUGCAUGCUGCCCCUCAACAACCAGCUGUCCAACAGCAGCACCUUUCCUGGGAUUCACUACAACUCCUAUGACCAGUCUGAUUUUUCUCCUCCUGGGGAUAGUAUCGGAGGAAUAAGCACAGGGACCUUGGGGACCUCCAUGUCCAUGGGCAUGGGCAUGGGCAUGGGGACGGGAAUGGGCAUGGGCAUGGCAGGGCUGAGCACACGAACACCUAUGAUUACAAGUGGCUCAGCAACAAUAUCACAUCAUAUGACCAAGAACCAGACCCCACCAAGUCUGCUUGAGUUUGAUAAACAGUUACCUGGCGGCCGUGAUGGAUUCAGCACAUUGCAGUUUCACCGAACAUCUGCUGCUGCUGCUGCCAAGCAGCGUACGGACAGUCCUGGUCGUAUUCGUUACAUGCUGCACUCAGUGCAGAAGCUCUUUGCAAAGUCGCAGUCCCUGGAGAGCCACAACAUGAAAGGAAAUGUUAACGGACGGUCGACCGGCAGUGGAGGAGGUUCAUCUAGUACGGAGGAUGGAGGGAAGCACAAUCGCAGAGCCAAAAGUAAAGAUCGGGGUACAAAAUCAGAAGCAACUGCCAAGCGACGGCCACGCUCCAACAUGUCGGGCUACUGGAGCUCAGACGAUCUGGACAGCAGCGAUUUGAGCAGCUACCACAACACCAUGGCCAUGAUGACUCUCGGGCGUCCGUCUGGCCCCGACAGCCACGGGGGGCAGAACAGAUACAUCCACAGUGGCUACAACACUAUCAGCUCAUCUAAAAGCAGCAGUGACUUAAAGUAUCAGGCACUUCCUGGGCCAGGGGGUGGAGGAGGUGGUGGAUUAAGUGGACUAGGUGGAUUAAGUGGACCAGGAGGUUUGAUGAUGAAUGAUAGUGACUAUAUGAAAGGAGGGUCAUGGUCCACAUUAACCAUGGGUCAACCAAGACAGGUUAUUCAGAAGGGCUCAGCUACACUGGACAGGUCCAUGCUCAAAUCCAAGUCCUGUCAACAAGAACUAACCUGCAACUACCUACAGGUUGGAAGAAGGGGUGACUGGAGCAGCUCAUUAGGUCGCAGCGGGGGUGCCAAUGAAAUCCCAUGCCGGCGGAUGCGGAGUGGUAGCUAUGUGAAGGCAAUGGGAGACAUGGAAGACAGCGAUGACUCCGAGGGAAGUCCCAAACCCUCACCAAAAACUGCUGCUCGGCGUCAGAGCUACCUCAGGGCUACCCAGCAGUCUCUGAGUGACCAGUUUCCCCCACGCAACAGAACCCUGGAAUACACCUUUUUGCAAGGGGAGCUAGAUGCCCUGUGGUCUCCACUCCACAGUGUGUCCUCUCUGCACCAGCUGGGCAGGUCAAUGAGCAGCUGUCUUCCAGCUCUCAGAGAGUUCUCCAAUAAUCGCAGCCUAGACAACCUAGACUGUAUUGGGAGUAUAGGCUCAUCUUUGCCACCAUGGGACGACGAUGACUUCAGCCAGGCUUGCAGUACCUUGGGCAGGCGCAUGGGACAGCUACGAGACCUAGAAAGGAGCCAUCAUUAUGAAGACCGCAGCUCAGAUUCUACAUUUAGAGAUUCCCGUUCCCAUUCUCAGGACAACUCAGAGCCUCCAGACCUACCCAUGCCAACGUGCUUCCGAUCCCGCAGCCACAGCUACCUGAGAGCCAUCCAGGCUGGCUGUUCCCAAGACGACGAAGUUGCAUCCAUUGACUCGGGCUGCUCUCCACCUCCCAUUGACACCACGGUUCGCACCUACAGCACCAGCACUGACGAACUUUCUGGACAAUGGAAGACAUGGAAAGAACAGUUUGGCUCUUACCUGAGAGCCACAGGCUUGGACAAAGAACCAAAGGAGAAACAACUUGCAAUUUUUCUUCAGCGUUUUGGGACAGACAGACCACACAUCCUACCCCCACGCACAGUCUCCUCGUGCAUAACCACCUGUAAGAAAGCAGCUCCUCCACCAGUGCCACCCCGUACAACCUCCAAGCCCUACAUCUCAGUGACCGUGCAGAGCAGCACAGAAUCGGCCCAGGACAACUACUUGGACCAGCAGGACAGGAGGUCAGAGGUCAACAGCCAAUCUAGCCACGCUCAAAGCAAUUCUUCUGACAGCCUUGACAGCACCCGUGCCAACAGCCUGGCCCGGGGCAUUCCCCGCCCUCCGCACAUCAUCCCCACUCCUAUUGCUACCCCGAGAGAACCAAUUGCCCCCGCUACUGCAAAUGCUUCCACUGAGACAAGUGACUCUGUAGUCCAGCACGAACCCCUAAAAUCGGGAUUUAAUAAAGGAAAUCUUGCAGCAGAGGAGCCCCUAGUAGUCCCGGUGCCCAGGCGGAAACUUUCCUCCAUUGGCAUACAGGUGGACUGUAUUCAGGAAGUUGCACGAGAAGAGACUCCUCCCCUGACCAGAUUUCAAUCAAUUGGAGUACAGGUGGAGGACGGGUGGCAGCUCAGUCACUCCAGCAGCAUGGCCUCAAAACACGAAACAGACUCAGACACGCAGGACAUCUCUAUCAUCUCCCAUGUAAUUAAUGCCAAAACCACUGAGAAGAAAGUCAUGGUCAAUUGUGCCAGUCAGUCCAUGAGCUCCCCUCCUGGACGAGACUCUUUAGACAGCGCCGACCCCACCUCUUCACCUCCACCUCCCAGGCAGAUUCUCAACCGCUCCACCACAAGAAGCAGCUCUUCCUCUUUCUCGGAAAGUCUGGACCCAGCGUUGGACCCCUCUUCUCUUCCACCGCCAGACCCCUGGCUGGACAGCGGGAAUAACAGCAGUGUCCCUCAGAGCGGAGGAGGGGGAACGCUGUGUCGGAGGGAUGGCCAGUGGUUCUUGAAGCUGCUGCAGGCCGAGACGGGACGCAUGGAAGGCUGGUGCCAGCAGAUGGAACAGGAAACCAAAGAUAACCAGCUCUCAGAAGAGGUGCUGGGGAAGAUUCGCAGUGCAGUAGGAAGUGCCCAACUCCUAAUGUCUCAGAAGUUUCAGCAGUUCCGGGGACUGUGUGAACAAAACUUGAAUACAAAUGCCAACCCACGCCCUACAGCCCAGGACCUGGCUGGUUUUUGGGACCUCCUUCAGCUAUCCAUUGAAGACAUCAGCCUCAAAUUUGAUGAGCUGUACCAUCUCAAGUCCAAUGACUGGCAGCCCGUGACAUCUGCAGCUGCCCAGUCAAAUUCUGAGCGGAAGGUACUUCCCACCCCUGCUGCCCAGUGCCCUGGCUGGGGACGAGGAGAAGGCGGCGUCAAAGAAGCCUGGUAAGGUACGACCACCGCUGGGCCGCGAGAAGAGUGCCGACUCUUCAUCCAACUCUUCCUUGAGCUCGGCAGAGAAACAGCGACAAGAGGCUCGCAAGCGUCUGCUGGCUGCUAAGAAGGCUGCCUCGUUUCGCCAGAACUCGGCCACAGAGAGCGCAGACAGCAUCGAAAUUUACGUCCCUGAGGCCCAGACUCGUCUCUGAAAGAAACUGUGAGAGAGGGCCGUUGGGUUGGAACAAAGGACAGUUAAGUGUCAGUUAAACACCUGGAGAAAGGAGAGGAAGCUUUUGCAAUGUAAAUGAGUCAUCUCAGUGAAGAUGGGUACGGGUGGAGGGAAAAGAGUGGGGAAAUUCCUGAGUUUGGAGGGUUUUGACACAUUCAUACAAUAAUAGGCUGGUCCUGGUGACUUCAAAUGAGCAAACAAGUCAUUGAAUAUUUCUCGGACCCAACGGACUUUGAAGCAGGAGACUCCUCAUUUGAGUCUUGCCAUUGAAAACCUCAGCUGAUGAACUUUAUCUUUUCUUGUUACUGUUCUUGAUAUCAUCAUAAAAAAUUGUUAAUGAAGGUAUUGUUAUAAUGACAAUUAUAUCCUAAAGAAUCUAUAUGAAGACUGUUUUAAAUGUUCCUGUAUCUCGGCUAUAAGAUAUUUUAAGCAGACAGAAGGCAAGCGUUUAUGCUUUUCUGUCUUCCAUCGUCCUGCUCUCUUCCCAGACCAUUGGCCAUCUUGUAGCUUUUGCACAACACCGCCUUGUGGCCAUCACAGACACUGCACACAUACCACAAACUCACCUCUGUGUGUCUUCCUCCUAUUUAUUUGUUUGUUAACUUUCUUCAUCAUUUGAGUUAUAUAAAAAUCAGUUUAGAUCAGGUUAUUACGAAUAGUUUUGGUGUGAUGAAACUGAAAGUCAGGUUUAAAGGGGUAUUUGUAUAGUUAGCAGUUACCUCUUGCGUAUGUCCUACAGAGUCGAUUGUGUCAAAGAUGUUUUUUAACAAACUUUAGGUUUAGUGUCUGAAUGGAUUUAGAAUGAGAACGCAUCCCAAUAAUCAGGCAAAGCUUGAGGACAUUUUAGGAUACUACCGCUCGAAAGUUUGGGGGGUUUUUUUGAAAUGUUUUUGUUUUCUUUGUUUUGUGAAGAGAAGCUCACUUGUUUUAAGCUAAUGUAGCACUGACCAGCAGAAAUGUCAUAAUUGGCAGCAAUUAAUUACAAUUACCAACAUUUCAGGCAUACAUACCUUCACUCCUGUGUUCUAAUGGCAUGAUCUCUAAUACCAGUUUGUCAUAUUAAAAGAAUAAUUAUUAGGAAACCUCUUUCAGUUAUGUUAACAUAGCUGACAAAACUUGUGCCAUUAACAGAAGCCAUUACAUUACAUGCCAUUACAUUUAAUGUUGUUUCUUUCACUGUGGAUUAGAUGUUUAAAAAGACAUUUUAGAUAACUAAAAUUAAAACAAAAAAACUGGGGGGAAUUUAAGACUAUAACUGAAACAAUUUUGUGAACUUGGAACACUAAUAAAUAUAUAGAAAUAAAUAUAUAGAGGAGAUAUCCUUAAUUACUAUCUGUUAGUUAUGUCAAGAAGAGGCUUUGAUGUGUUUGAAACUCAGGAUCUCUGGACACUGUGAACCAGCUGCUUUCAAAAAGUUAUGUGAUUUUAUUGUAAUACUUGGACUGAUUUUCCUAAAUCUUGUCUUUUACUUAUACAGUCCAUAUAAUAUUAAUUUAAAUGGACACUAAACCUAAACAUUUUCAAAGAAUAGAAAUUACCGGUGAAUUGAAAUAAGAGAAUCACCCCUGGGAAAAUAACUGAAAAACAAACAGUC